Gadus morhua (Atlantic cod) is the source of this 5572-nucleotide messenger RNA. It is a transcript of the gene ankrd33bb, whose product is annotated as ankyrin repeat domain 33Bb. The transcript is spliced from 5 exons. The record is from RefSeq and is a predicted model, not a curated record. The coding region runs from base 103 to 1668 and encodes 521 amino acids. Lineage: Eukaryota; Metazoa; Chordata; Actinopteri; Gadiformes; Gadidae. Gene Ontology annotation, molecular function: protein binding.
GUGACCCCCCGUGACCCUGCCUUCGGCCGGUACUCCAAAAGGACAAGAGACGGAAGGUGGUGGUGGUGGCGGAGGUGGUGUUGAUUGUGUCGUGGGGGUUAAAUGGUGUUGAUAACUGAGGACCUGAACGGAGGGUUAAAGGUCACACAGAAUGGAACGGCCGGAGGUGCCAAAAUGGCCAUCGGAACCCCCAUCAUGUCAAUCGACAGGGAAGAGGAAGAGUCGGACGACAGCGAGUGCGGCGGAGGCGGUAGCGGUAGCGAUGGCGACUCCGAGGACUCGCGGAACUACUGGGAGGACGACGACGACGACGUGUACCAGGAGUUCGAGGAGCUGGACUUCGAGUCCCUGCCCGACCGGUCGGACGCGUGGAGCACCCUCUCCGACGACUCCUUCUACCCGCCGGACGACGCACUGGCGUCGGGCCUGCAGUGCCUGGCGAGACCGGGCAGCCCCGAGCCCAUCUCGCUGUUCAAGGCGUGCGGCAACAACAACCCCGUCAUCGUCAAGAUCCUGAUCCGGCAGGGCGUGUCCGAGGAGGAGGUCAGGGAGACGGACAGGAACCGCAGAACUGGGCUGAUUAUAGCGUGUUACCAAGGUUACGUGGACGUGGUCAUCGCUCUGGCCCAGUGCCCGUACCUCGACGUCAACUGGCAGGACAACGAGGGCAACACGGCACUCAUAACAGCGGUGCAAGCAGGGCACCUCAUGAUCUCCAACCACCUGCUCAACUACUUCCCCAGGCUGGACAUCGAGAGGAGGAACUGCCACGGGUUCACGGCCCUGAUGAAGGCCGCCAUGCAGGGCCGGGCGGAGUGUGUCAGGGCGCUGAUGAUGGCCGGCGGGGACAUGGAGGCCAGGGACUACAGCCGCCAGCAGACACCCAUGGAGUGGGCUCUGUUCACGGGCCGCUACGAGACGUCUUUCCUCAUGGAGAGGCUGAUGGCACAGCCCUGCGCAGAGCAGUUCUGCAACAACUUCUCCUUGGAAUGGCCCAUGCUUGAGGAGCUGGUGGACCGAUCCCAGGAGCCCAAGACCUGCUGGGGCCGCCUCGGCGACCUGCUGAACUGCUGCCCCGUCACCCUGCACCUCAGCAACAAGGUGAACCCGGUGGACGACGGCGUCCUGGACCACAUGGUGCGCGUCACCACCAGCCUGCUCAGCCCCCUCAUCGCCACCGCCUGCCACACCGUGUGCCCCGGCAGCCCGCCCUGCGUGGGCAAGCGCCGCUUCGCCGUGCCGGAGAUCCUCCGCCGGCAGCGCGUGGACCAGCUGCGGCAGCUGGGGCCCGGGAGGCACGACAACUACCAGCGGCUCUUACAGAACUCCCGGGUGCUCCUGGUGCCCUCGGCCCAGGGCCGGCGGGCCAGCCUGCAGCCCCAGCUCCUCCGGGAGGUGGCGGCCGUCUCCUCGGUGGCCAUGCGGAGGGCCAGCCUGCUGCCGCUGCACAUGAUGAGGCGGAGCAGCGUGAGGCCGGGCCCCGUGGUGCCCAAGGUGAGGCUGUGCAAGGCCCCGUCGCCCUCCUACGUGCCGGAGGCGACCGGGUGCCGCCGCGACGACCCCGCCCACCUGCAGAUCCCCAAGUGGAAGUACAAGAAGAAGGCGGAGGGGAGCAAGGAGCAGGAGGCGGCGAGGCAGCAGGUGUUUCCUCUGACCAAGAGGAAGUGAGAGCAACGGGGAGGAGGAGGGAGAGGAGGUGGGAGAUGAAGUAGGGGAUGCUGCCUCAUGGGACGUACGGGUCAAAGGGCGUUGUUGGAGGUGGGACAAUUUUGGAAAAUGUAUGCGAGGAACCAAAAUGGAAGUUUAAGCACGCUGGAAUUAACUUGGAAGUUAGGAAUGAGCUAAACAGCUACGUGGAAUUAGCCUGAUGCUAAAGAGCGAGCUAGUCACUUGACCAAUGGAGCGCUACAUGAGCAGGGAAAGAUGUCUUCCAUCUAUAAAGGAAAAUAAAAGGGCCAGAGAGAGAGCGAGGAUAGAGAGGGGUACGGGGUGGGUGCACAAUAAAUGUAUGCCCACUAGGCAAAGCGCCAGCCGGCUUGUUCCCGGAGGGGUUAGGAGUUUCGUUGUCUUGGUAACAUUGACGCUCCAGCCAGGAAGUAUAAAACCCUUUAUUGCCCAGACAAGCUGCCCUGCCUCCUGAACCACUGCAUCUCUCAGCAUUACAGGAGUGAGGACGGUAAGGAACAUAAAAAGCCCAGAUAAAACGAAGGCAAGAUAGAGGUAAAUAGAUAUGUCAAUUGGAAAACUCUUGCACUAAGCAGCUUACAAUGCAACACCUUUUUUACUAAGUGCACUGCCUGUACCACUCACAUUACAGCAGCAACACCGUUUGGAUGAGCGAGUCUCUCCAAUUCAACAGAAGUAUAGAGAUAAAAGACAAAACGAAGAGGAAGAAAUGGAGAUUUCCUGAAGAAGACAUUGUUUUGCCCAAACAUGAUUGAAUUUAGGCUGAACAGAUGGCCACUGGAAAAGCCCGGGAUUGAUACUGGGAUAGACAAUGAAGUGGGUUUCUUUGGCGAAGAAAUACUGCAAAAGGGCUUUUUAAUCGAGUGCGAUUUCUGACAUUUCCGCUGGGAAUCUCAAGCCUGCUUUCGUAUAAUGGCUAUGCAAAUCGUUUGCCACACAGGACAAAACAUAAUUAAAAAGUGUCUCUUAGUGCCUGUUUACUGCAGUGCAUUCAGACUUGAUGCCAUUAAAGGCAGAUUAUGUUGAGUUAAGUCUGAACACACCUGAUCACCUCUCAGCCGCCUAUUGAAAUAUUCUAGAAGAUGGCUCAAUAUUUGUUCUGUGGAAGGCGUGAUCUAAAGCUGUAGUUGCAAUUCGUACCAACAGGGUCGACAUUCUACAAUGCACAUUUUUUUUCUUCAACAAAGCAUUCAUUUUAAUUAAUGAGAAGGGAUAAUGAUACACUCAUGUGAGACGGGAAGCUCAGGUUUUCUCUGUUAUCAAAAUAAAAAAAUGUUCUAUUCUUUGAAUGGUUGGUCAGGUCCCAUUGCAGAUUUCAAUAUAUAUAUAUAAAUCAUUUGAUUAGACAGAAUGUGUAUAGGCCUACUGAAAUACAUAAUUCUACAUGCAAGUCAUUAAUAAGACCUUCAUUCAGUCAUUCACAGGGCUACUAAAUAUGAUUGUACUUGUUUUUUUCUAAAGAUAAGGAGGAUUUCGAUUUCUGAUUUUGUUACUUAUUUGUCUAAUGUUUAAGAUCAAAGGGUCAAUAGAGAGAUGCAUAGGCCUAGAUAAUGUAGGCCUACAUGUAUAGCUUUGAUGAUUACAUGUAUAUUCUGCAAAAGAACGUUUCUUCCCGCUCGUUUGUAAUCAAUUCAUCCUCAAAUUCAGAUUUUCUUCAAUUUCUUUAUUUUUACAACGUGUAAGGACUUGAGAGUUCAAACUCUAAAUGUCAAUGUGGCAAAAGGCGUCUGCUCUCUUUUCCGGAGUGUCACGCAAGCUGUUUAGUCCCAAGAGAAUCGGGAACGUGAAUGAAUGGAAGCAUCAGUCAUUUGCUCUUGGAUGUUGUCUCAUUUCUGUUUGCCGUUAUUCUGGUUUCUCUGUGGUGUUAUAAAUAUCGCCUUGGUGAACCUGCCAUCCAUGUCCAUUCAACUUACCUUUUCAGUCAACACCACACCACACUAGAACUAACUCGAUGGUGGCUAUUAUGAUGCACUCCCAGAACAAAGGUACAAAGUUUUUUAUUUUACUAAUCAGAGGGCUUAAAAAAAAAUAAAAAAUUUGACCCGUGACAUAUCUCAAAGUAUACAUUUUUCGACCAAUCAGAUUGCUCAAAAAUGUUUGAAUUCUUUUCGACCAAUGACAUCACUCGAAAAUAAAUAGAGCGAUAGUUUACCGAUUAGCAACGUUUAUAUCGGUGCAUCGACCGAUUCUUGGUCAUUUUGAAAUCGAUUCAGGGACCCACUUAUCGAUGUAGUUUCAUCUGUAUUUAAUCUAAAGGGUAACCGAUUGAAAUCUGUGAAUUUAAACCCACAGGAUUUACCCCCUAUUUACCUUGUUUUAGCCCAAAUCUUACCAUAUUUUUUUUUUAUAUGUAAGACUUAAGACUCAACUCUUAAUAGCUUUUUGCAUGGUGGAAUGUAUGCAUUCCUUCCAGCUCAUUCCUUGUUAAGGGCCAUAUAGUUUACAAAUGUAGUUGUUCCACUAUCCACUAGAGGGCACUGAUUCACAUGUAGAGUGCUUCAACUGACCGUUGAACUGCUGUUCCUAUGCUUUCGCAACGGAAUAAACACUGAGGCAAUUUUGAAAAGAGAAGGAUUAUCCAACGACUUUCCAAGUAAGUUAAAUAUAAAAUAUGAAAUGUCUCUCUACCCAUUAAAACCUCUCCUCAUCUUCUGCCUGAGAAAUUGUGGCAUAACCUCAAUUUGAGGACCAUAGAUGACUUGUGAAUGUAGGCGAAUUCCUUUCAUCUUCGUAUAGAAGAAGGGAGGCCAAGGUCACACAGAACAUGAGCGAGAGCAACUGUCACGACUGCUUUAUUUCAAUCCAGGUCAGAGUGUUAUGGGUUGGUCGCAUACCAGGAAACAGCUGAAAAUCAUCUUUGGCAACGCAAAAUAACAACUCCCGAAAGCCGAGACCCGUCUUCCAUGGUCCGUUACAUUUUUUUGUGUGUGGAUCUGUUGCAAUCAGUUUGAGGCAAUAAAAAGAUUAAACAAGUUUUUGUAUCUCUUUAAAACACAUUUUUUUUGUCAUCUAGCAACAACAAAAAGAAAAACGCCUCCCUUCCCAUUCCAUACAGGUCCUGCAGGGUCUCCAUACUGGCGGAUCACAAAGACAAACGGUACGCCGCCAGUAUCCGGAUGCUCGCUAACAUGUAAGAUAUGUCUGUUUCUCAAUCAGUGUUUGUGUGUUGUUAAGGUUUUUCUCUGGAUCAUCGCGUCAUCGUUAUUUCAUUUCAAGCAUCGGAAAAUGGACCGCUACUAAGACUUCUAAACAGCUGCAGGUUGGGCAGACCAGGGACCGACGUUGUCGUCACAAACCUUCGUGGAACAUAUUUGUUCGCGAUUUACAUCCACACGCUUAUGCCACAUCAAGGCCAACGUGACAGGAUGUAAGUAGCGAAAAAUUGUACGAAAAAAACGUUCUUUCUUUGAAAAGUUUAUUAGUCACGUUGAUAAUGUUUGGCAGCUAUACCUAAUCUAUGCAAACAAACAAACAAAUAAACUUAACAUUCUGUGUACAGUUAGAAAAAUUAACACCGUAAAAAAAAAGACAUAAACAUCGCCACUUUCCGUUUGUUUCAGCAGGGACAACCUGAUAACUCUCGGAACCUGGUCUGGUCCAGCACUCAGCCACAACAUUACCCCACAAAGUCAACAUCUUUAGUGUGAAGAGCAGAAGGUAAAACGUGAAAAAAAGUCGUCCUACAUGGGAGUUCUCGUUUUUUUCAUCAUAAUGUUGAUGCUAUAAGUGACAUCCACGUCUGCACGUAAAAAGUAUAUAUUUAUAUUUAUAUAAUAUAUAUCCAUACUCUAUUAACAGCUUUGUCUACCAGGAAACUUAUAAUCGCCACCCAUCUUUGAGAAAGGAAACUAAAUGAAGAACUUCAAACAUUGAAUAUUUUACAACA